Molecule: messenger RNA, 3613 nt
Organism: Lytechinus pictus (painted urchin)
Lineage: Eukaryota; Metazoa; Echinodermata; Echinoidea; Temnopleuroida; Toxopneustidae
Product: monocarboxylate transporter 14-like
Exons: 5
Coding region: 1202-2665 (487 amino acids)
Biological process (GO): transmembrane transport
Cellular component (GO): membrane
Molecular function (GO): monocarboxylic acid transmembrane transporter activity
Source: RefSeq, a predicted model, not a curated record
UAUCAUAUGUACAUGGCAUGUUAAAUAAUAAAUUUCGUUAACAAUGUGUUUUUAGUCAGUAUUUCACUCGUUUAUCUUAAUAAAAUGCAUUUAGUGCUCACUCUUGUGAUUUUUUUGUCCAUAUUCACAUUGUACAUAAUAGUGUUAGGGCUUUUGGCGGCCAUUUUGAAUAUCAAAGUACAAUGAUUUAUCACAUACAUGACAUAAAAAAAUGAUAUAUAUCUUUAGCAAUCAUGUUUGCAGACAUUACUUCACUCAUAGAUCAUUAUUACUUGCAUUUUAGUGCUCACUUUUGUGAAAACUAAUUUUCCCCAUUCAUAUUGUACAGGGGUCUAAGUCGGCCAUUUUGAAUAUCAAGAAAAUAAAUAUUUUGUCAAAAAUCAUUAUUUCAGAUAGUAUUUCAUUCCGGCAGCAAAUUGCAUGUACUCUAUAGCCAAUGUGUGGACAUUUUUAUGAUUUUCAUGGGUAAUUUGAAUAUUUUGGCGGCCAUAUUGGAUUUUGCCAAUUUGCAGAAAAUGCUCAAGGUUACAAAAGUGGCAUCAUUUGGAUUCGGAAUCAGCACCCUCGAAUUGACAAGAAACCAUUAAAAAACAUUGUAUAUCUAAAAAAAACAAGGUUCGACCCCUGGACUACUGUCAAAUUACGUCAUAGCGCGCGCUAUCCCCUCCCCAGCCCCGUCGUUCUUCGAAUGUUUUGCGGCAUGCGACAUGUGAAUUGUGACUGAUAAAGUCUUUGAUUUGAGUGGAAAGAAGGAAGCAUUUUAAACGUAUCCUUUUCAAGUCGAUCAUAUCUUCAACGACUGCUGGGAUCAUCAGCAUUCUUCCAGAAUCUCGGGUAAAGGUAAAGGUAAAGAGUCGCUUCGACUCUCUCUGGAAAUGAUAGGCACAUAUCCCACCCUGUCAUUUUUGUGUAGCAGCCGACGAGUGUAACGAAAUGUAAACAACUUCAAUUAGCGCGCGCAAAUUAUUCAGAGCCUAGAUCGAGAGCGCCCUUUGGUGUCAGCAAUCGGAUACCGCUCGAAACCGUACCGAUAGUGGAGGGAACAGGGAAUGAACGCUGUGAUGUAAACAGACCACAUUUCGGACUCGGUCCAAAGCUAAUCCACCGAAGCUAAUCCACCAAUAAUCCAGUCAAGGUUGCAAGUGGACUCGGUCGGGUCUCGGGUAGGAAACUUUCAGAUGUAACAGGGGUCUUACUCGAAAUGGAGUGGACAAGAGCGAUCAACUACACCUGUUUUCCAGUCACUUUGACAUUGUUUUUUUUAUCAUGUUCACACAUUGGAGCGGUGAAAGUAAUUAGUGUCUUGGCCAUUGAUGUGUCGAAAUCCCUUCACGCAACUCCGACAGAUAUGGGAGCUGAAAUCGGAAUGAUAAUUGCAUUUUAUUUCCUAACAACCCCCAUUGUUGGAGCCCUCAUUAAUCGUUGGGGUCAACCUCGGUUCUUUCUAUUGAUGGGCGCCGCGUUAGAAUCCAGUGCUCUUGUGUUUACAGCAUUUGCCAACACCAACAUUGUGGUGUUCAUCUUGCUUGCCCUUGUGGGAAUCGGGAAUAGCUUCCUGUGGAUGACUUGCUUUCUCGUUUUGAAUAAAAUCGCUGGUGAAAACUUCAACCUUCUCUUCAGUCUAUCUUCAUGUGGAUUUCCUGUAGGAAUGACUUUGUUCCCUUUCCUAGCCGAAGAGUUACUUGCUGUAUACAGUUGGCGGGACGUUCUAUUAAUCAUAGGCGCUCUUACUUUCAACCUGAUACCAUGUGCUAUGAUGAUCAAGGUAUCCUUGGAUGGAGCAUGUGGUGAUUCGAGAAGCAUUACAUGGGACGAUGCGUCACUUGCUGGAGUCUACGAGAGAGUCCACACUGCAGAAUGUGGAUACUGUCAAGAUUCAGAUGUCAGUACUGCCGGCAGUACUGACGGCGAUUCUGGCGACAGAAACAAUCACAAAGGACCUCUGAUGUUCUCAACAGUGUUGCAUGAUUUGACAUACACUGAUCAAGAUGAUUCUGCAAUUGAUAGAUCAUCAGGCGAGGAGAGCCAACUUGACAUCUAUGGCUUGUCUCAUAGAAUUACAGAAUGGUGGAAGAAAACAGCAUUUUAUGCGAAUCCUUUAUUAGUUCUUACAAUUUUCUCGUUUGGCACACAAGAAAUAAUUUAUGCUGGUUGGCAUGCUUUCCUAUUACCAAAAGCCCUCCAACAAGGAAUCUCUGCCAGAAACACAGUCAUCAUAGCCCUUAGUGCAGCUGUUGGGAAUCUGUCUGGACGAAUCUUGGUCGGUGUUUUGACUCACAGAAACAUUGACCCUGUCAACAUGUACCUUACCUUGAGUGUGCUCAACAUUUCUGCAAUGUCAUCUUAUGGAUUUAUUUCUUACUACAUGGCGAUGUUGGUGACGUCAUGUUUUUCCGGGAUGGCCAUUGCGGGAAGGGCUAUUCUUGGUCCUCUGGUGAUGAAGAGCGUAGUUUCUGGAGAACACUUAUCAACGAUGAUAGGGAUACUUUAUGUGGUUGCAGGCUUCUUUUCCUUAUUGGGUGGAUACUCCGCAGGACUGAUUGCCAACCGUGUAUCAUACGAUGCCACGUUUAAGCUUCUUGCAGUUGUCGACAUAUUGACUUUUGUCUUCAUGGGAAUCCCAAAAGUAGUCGGACUAUACAACUCAGUUCAAACUCAGCCCUGAGGCUCAGUAGGGUCGAAACUUUCCAGCAUAACAGUACACCAUGGAAUUAUGACCUCUGGGGAGCCGUCCACGAAAGGAGCUGUCAGAUGUUUUAUCCCAAGAGCCCUAUAUUUAUCUGAGUAUCUUGGUUACCAUAGUAUCUGUGCUUCUACUAACACAAUCAAAAUCAAAGAAAGUUGUCAGAUCAGCAGGGCCCCGUUUUACAAGAGUUGCCAUUGAUCCGAUCAAUCACAACUAUGGACAGCCAGCAACAUCAACAUCUAUUAUGCAUGUUUGUUCAAAAUAUUUUCUAGCUAUGAUGUAUCUUCAUGCAUUAAUUGUUUUCUUGAAAAUUCACUGCACUUCUCUUUGUUUACAAAGAACAUUGUGCCAAUUUCCUGUAGAAAAAAAUGAUGACACUGAUGGAUAUCCAGAGUUACGAUUGAUUGGAUCAAUCGUAACUCUUUGUAAGAGGGGAACCAGACAUGUCACACAUAAAGGGUUGAUUAAAUGCUCUCUUGGUUUAGCUUUCUCCGGGGUUCGUCUGUAUAUAAUGCCUGAAGGAGGAAGCACGAUUUUGGAUCAAAUUUGGCCAAGGUCUGCAUCUAACAGUUUUGAUUGAUUGAUUGAUUGAUAACGAAUUUAUUCAUUCCAAAAAUUUCAACAAGAUUACAAAGUAAAGCAAAAUAUAAUAUAACAUUAUGAAAUGAAAUAGAAACCUUCUGAAAAGCAAAGCUUGUUGUCGAAGGUUUCCUUCAAUAAAUAAGACAUAUUAAUGCAAAAAACAAAGUUCAAUAUAUAUAUUUAAUAUACAAAUAAUGUCUGUCUUGUUGAAGUUGAAAAUAUAUAUAAUACACAAGUCAUCAUAUCUUUCUUGUAGAAAAUUAUAUGUAAAUCCUUGUUAAAUAUUUUUUUUUACAUAUUCUCCCAAGUAAAAGAUAAACAAGGCUGGAUUAUAUUACAAGAUAU